Molecule: messenger RNA, 3441 nt
Organism: Haliotis rufescens (red abalone)
Lineage: Eukaryota; Metazoa; Mollusca; Gastropoda; Lepetellida; Haliotidae
Product: cubilin-like
Exons: 7
Coding region: 340-1842 (500 amino acids)
Source: RefSeq, a predicted model, not a curated record
ACUCGUAGAACCUGCUCUGUUACAUUGAGCUCUCGGGGAAGAUAUAGAGGGAUAUAAUCUUUACCGGAAAGCAGUUAGAAUACUAUCAACAGCUAUGAUUGUCCCCAGACUACUGUGGAUGUUAUUCGCUGCAAAUACGGUUGCAGGUACAGCAACGUACAGCGGCAGUCGGUUCAUCUUUGCACGAUUCCAAGCCUAUAAUUACGCGACUGCUCAUUUCCUUUUUUUGCACAUACGCGGGAUGGCCGAUGCACUGUGACAGAGAGUAACGGGACAGAUUAUCAUAUCCAGCUUAUUGGAAACAACAGUGUCACACAGUUCCAUCUACCGACAGACAGAAUGUUAACCCUGGGAGUCGCUGUGGAGGAGGAUCGUGCAGUGGAGCUUAUUUGCACAACGGAAGUAACUCUGAGUGUCCUGCAACGCCGUGUUCACCAGGGUGUGGCCGAUGCAUUUCCAGUCCUUCCAGUGAAGUCUCUGUCUACAAAGUACAUCGUACCAUCAGUGCCAUACAUCGCUUUACUCGGGGUGGUGGCUAUCUAUAACAACACAAACGUCACUGUCCAUCUCAACUCCACCUGCUCCUACACCUUCAGGGGGAACAUCUACGGAAGGGGAAGCCAGUUGAGUAUAACCCUGCUGCAGGGAGAAGUCCUCCAGAUUGCUUCUUCACAAAGUAGUACUUCCAACACCUGCGAUCUGGGAGGGACGGUUGUAGAGAGCAGUCAUUCAGUUGCAGUGUUCUCUGGAUCUCCUUUGUUGUGCUAUGCUGGAAGUUGUGAUGGAGCUAUGAGUCAAGUUCCCCCAAUAGAGACAUGGGGGACAUCGUUCAUUGUGCCCCCGGUCCCUAACAUGGAACAAUACCGCGUUCGAAUUACAUCAGCAUAUAAUGGUACCAAUAUCACCAUUGACACAUUCACAGGAGUUGAGUCCAUUCUUUUGAAUGAAGCAGAGAUUUACGAUGAAGAAUUUCGUGAUACAAACCCCACAUACAUCAAAAGCUCUCAUCCAAUACUUGUGUUACAAAUAGCCGACAAGUCAGCACAUGCCUAUGUGUUCAAAGCGAUUGUCCAAACAAUUGAUGCCUAUGGGACUGACUAUCUCAUACCAGACAUUCAGACAAGUGCCAUGUCGUACAGACGCUAUGUUACCAUCAUUACCAGUUCGCAAUGUACUCCACAUGUAAACGUUAGUGGAACAUGGACGAAUCAGCCAACAGAAUCACAGACGUUCGCCAUAGCAAGCUUUCAACCCAGCGCUGGCUUCCUUGUCAUUAAAAGUAAUUCAUCGACAUGUCCUUUUGGCGUACUCGUCACUGGUUUUGGUCAUUUUGAGAUGUAUGGGUAUUUCAGUACCCCAGUGCGUGGUGACAGUGGUGGACAAACAACUUUACGUCCUGGUUGUGGAAUAACAAACCUCACUGCAUCGGUGUUAAGCGAAUACCUGACGUUACCUGCCUAUCCAAAUAAUUACGUGAACAACAUGGAAUGUGAAUGGACAAUAACCACGAUGAACCCUUCAGACGUGGUGCGAGUUGAAGUUCUCGUGUCUGACCUUGAGUCUGAUGCUAACUGUACGUCCGACUAUGUGAGCAUCCAUGACGGCCCAUCUCCAUCUGACAAAGUCCUUCUCACCUGGUGCGAGAAUACCACGCCGACUGUACAGAGCACAGGACCUGCUCUCACAAUCAGGUUCAGGGCAGAUGAUCAAGGCGUGGGGCAGGGUUUCCGACUGAAAUAUACACAGGUGGCAGGACAGGAUUCAGGUAAACUAGUUAUAACUGAUGGAAGUAAAGAACAUGAGCAUUAUUUUGUAACACAUAUCUCUAUUUGUAUCAAAUGACAUCCUGUAAUUCAUAACUAUUUGUGAUGAUGUGACAUAUAAUAAAAUUAUGUUCAAUAACUGCCCUGACAUCAAAUACAUUUGUUGAGAAUGCCCGCCACGUGAAAGUGGAUUAUUUAAAUUAUAUGUACGUCAGUAAACCAAUAUUGAUUGUGACGUACGUAUGUGUUUAGUGAAUGUAUAUUGCUUGACAAAUGUGUGCUGGUGACUUGAACGUGUGUUUUUAAGUUCGAAAGGUGUGACUGUAUCAUGUUGUUGAACGAACACAUACCAGAAAAACAAUUAAAAUGAAAGUGUGAAAUGAACGCUUACCUCUGGAGCCUCGUGCUGCAUGUUCAAGGUGAGUCAUCAUCAGUUAUUCAAAUAUAUUUCAUUUACCAUUUACCUAAAAUGCCUAUCCACCCGCAGAACCAUUUCUGUCUGCAGAACUAAUAUUCUUUCGUGCAUAGUACUGACACAUAUGAACACAUGGAGAAACUUGUUCCUUGUCAUUAGUGUAUACUUCUUACCCUUUCCUGCUUAUCAUGCCAUUUCCCCUGUCCUGUGCAAUGCGUAUAUGGUUAAAUGUUACGAAGGUUAUGUUCUGGGCAGUUUCCACAGCCUAAACGGUGAAUCGUGAGUUGCAAUUAAUUCCUAAGCAUACAUGAACAACCUCAAGAGAAUGAAAUUAGAACAUUGUGGAAAAUGAAAUUGUUGCCUUGGUGUCAAUGAAAGAGAAGAAUUUAAAUUAUUGAUUAUUUUCUGUUGGUGUAAAAAGGAUCCGAUCAUAUAAUAUUCUAGUGGUGGGGAUGGGGGUUGGGGCUAUUGUCGUUCUCCCACCGUCACCACAAUAGAAUAGUAUAUGGUACUUACUAUGUUGACUAUUUGGUUACUUCGGUAAUGUUUUCAUUUGUAUCUCUUCAAAUCUCCCAGGCUGCUUCUUAAAAGGAUGUAUAUAUAUAUAUAUUUUUAUAUAUUUGUCUCAUAACGAUUUUCCUGAACGAACAAUAGAUCAAUGAUGCUUCAGUUUUCAAUUUGUUUAAUUUUGAAAUUAAUUCAUCCUCAUUAUUGUUACGGUAACCUUUUCUACAAUUAAAAAUGUAUUUUUUGAGCCAUGUAUUCUGUUUUCAUGGAAAACCUGCUAUGCAAUGAGGACCUCUUCUCAGGCACCCCGAUACAAUCCCUGCUCCAUCCGGGACUAUUCAUGCUUGCUCAGACAAUUCAGUUCAGGAUUUGGGAACAGAUACGUUGGAAAUAGAGAGGGAAAACGGACUCGCACUUAUGUUUCGCAGUAUUCCACCCAUUUAAAGAAAUGUUGUCUUCGUGUCAACAGAUGCAUUCCCGUGUCUUUGGUGCAUCGUCAUUGGUGUUGCUUACGGUAAUUACAAACAAUGUCAUGAGGUAUAAACUGCCUGACUCGUAUGAAAUCACAUAGCCCAACAUGACAUAACUGACUCGAAGAGUCGACCGUUUCUCGGGAUCCACUCCGUUGAAUGCAGAUGUCUCUAACUUGGUGAUGUUUGUGUGUAUAUUAUACUGAAACGCAAAAAAACCGUCACCCCAAGUACUAUUGCAUGAAAAGUUGUUAUUUAGAUAUCUGGGUAAUUUUUGUCAAAGUUU